Lolium perenne is the source of this 1020-nucleotide messenger RNA. Its product is annotated as F-box/FBD/LRR-repeat protein At1g78750-like. The record is from RefSeq and is a predicted model, not a curated record. Gene Ontology annotation, molecular function: protein binding. Lineage: Eukaryota; Viridiplantae; Streptophyta; Magnoliopsida; Poales; Poaceae.
AUGGCGAACAAGCCGCAGCCUCACGACUGCCAACAGCUGAGACCCACGAUGCCCGCCGUUUGCCUCUCCGACCUCCCCGACGACCUACUAUGCCACAUCCUCUCCUUCGCGCCAUUAAAGGAGGCCGCGUCCACGAGCGUGCUCGCGCGGCGGUGGCGCACGCUCUGGCUCUUAUCGGGCGCCCUCAACCUCGACUCACGCACGCGCAAUUCCAAUGUCCCGUGCCGGCGCUCUACUUUUCAGCGCGAUGGGAAGUCAGCCAUCGCUUCCUAUGUCUCCUCCGGUUUACCCCUGAAGAAGCUCACCUUCUACUACGACGAAUGGGGCAAGGGCAACAUGCGCCGCCGGCUCCAUGCUUUGGUCUAUAGCCCUGCGGCCCGGGACCUAGAGGAACUUUACCUUGGGAAAGGCUGCGACGGGAGCAUGUGCAGUUACAGCAUCACCACCCUACCGGCGCUCCAGGCUCUCCGUGUGCUACACAUCACCAACUGCAUCGACAUCUGUAGCCCGCGAGACAUGGUGGUACCAAUCCCCUUCCCGCGGCUCACCGAGCUGCGGCUGUACCUAUGCUGGGUUUCACGCAAGGUACUGCAGGCCAUAAUAGACGCCUCGCCGUUGCUCACCACCUUGCGUCUGGAGAGAGUGGAUUUGUCUUGGUCUCGUGAGCGGUACCAGUCUCUCGCUCUCCCCAAGGUCUCUACCUUCCUGCUAGACGAUUUCCACCGUAACUACCAGAGACACUUGGAGCUGAAUGCUCCAAAUCUAAGAUGCUUCACCUAUAAAGGGCCCGUCGGAUCACUCUCGAUCUCGCUCAGGUCGCCUGCGCCGUGCAUUGCACGGGUGGAACUGCACUUCAAUUUGUCAAAUGUUCAUAGGAGCAACCUAAGCAGAGAUGUAGCCUGUCAGUACUUUUGGCAAUUUGCUUCUAACUUCAGUGGGGCAAAGAUGUUCAAGCUGCGUUUUGAAUCUCCAGAACAUCAUUCACCUAGCCAAAACUUGGAGCUUGAUCAAGGAAAGUAG